AUUCUUCUCUUGAUCUCUUCUUCUUUAACGUUUAUAUACAUCGAAAGCAUUUCUUUCUUUUCCGUUCACAUCAUUCUCGAAUUUGUGUUUUCCCUAGAAAUUGUUUUAUUUUUCUUAUAGAUCAGGAAACCAAGAAAAUGUAAAAAAAGAUUGAUUGAUUUAUUUAUUCUCGUUCAAAUGAAUCACUUUUUAUUUGACUCGUUAGUCCAUGUCUCGUCUCACUCUCUUAACCUCUAUUUUCUCUCAGAUCUCUCAAAAAGUGUAGUUUUGUGACAAAACUGUUUUUUUAAGUUAGCUACAAGAAGAUGAGGAAGAUCAUAGGGUUUAGAAUCGGGAGACGAGUCUCAAGAUGGAUCCUUCGGAAAACCCGGAUCCGACGUUCCGGAUACAACCGAAUACACUCGACCCGACAAGCUUGCAUGCUGAGACCAUUCUCCAAGCUCAAAAGUUGGGGCCAACGUCUUAAGCAAAGUUUCAGACGUUUCAGGUCUACGAGAAGAUCCGGAUACAUACCCGUUGAUCAUAAGAAACCCGACCCGGUUCCAAGGGGACACUUAGCGAUCUACGUGGGUCAAAAAGACGGUGACUGUCAUAGAGUUUUGGUACCCAUCGUUUACUUUAACCAUCCUUUGUUCGGUGAGCUGCUUCGAGAAGCCGAAAAAGAGUACGGAUUUUGCCACGAAGGAGGUAUCACUAUUCCUUGUUUGUAUUCGGACUUCGAACGGGUCAAAACCCGGAUCGCAUCCGGGUCAAGUUCUCGGAUAUUUCCAUGGAGCCGUCACUGCCGCAAUUGAAGACAAUUACGGAAAACAGUUCUUAGGAUUUUCAAGCUUUUCCUUAGUAGAUAUUGUUCCCUUUAAUUUACCAUUUUCUAAUCUUGUUACUUUUUGUCACUUUACUCUUUUUCUUGUGAUAGUCAAUUAUACAGUAAGGUGAUAAUGUAAAUAAUUAUUGAAGAGGCUAAUAGUGAUUAUCGAUAAUGAUGUGAUUAGCAUGGGGACACUUAGUGGUAUACUGUCUUUGGACAUUGAUAUAAAGAUCAAAUGGAAUUGAUGAAACACCAAAGGAAAAGUGUAACACGAUUCUAUUCUCUCUAUGGGUCUACUCAAGAUUUUUAGCUAUCAAUCGCAAGGAUAUGUUUGUUGCUU
Messenger RNA from Arabidopsis lyrata subsp. lyrata, 1148 nucleotides. RefSeq names its product auxin-responsive protein SAUR36. NCBI's taxonomy places the organism in Eukaryota, Viridiplantae, Streptophyta, Magnoliopsida, Brassicales, Brassicaceae. The transcript has a single exon. The coding region runs from base 306 to 794 and encodes 162 amino acids. Gene Ontology annotation, biological process: response to auxin. The record is from RefSeq and is a predicted model, not a curated record.